This is a messenger RNA of Diatraea saccharalis (sugarcane borer), 2586 nucleotides long. The record is from the annotation of a GenBank genome assembly. NCBI's taxonomy places the organism in Eukaryota, Metazoa, Arthropoda, Insecta, Lepidoptera, Crambidae.
AGCGAAAGUAAAAUGGCAGCAGAAGAUGGUGUCCAAGUGGAGCUCUAUAUAUAUGACCUUACAAAUGGAUUUGCCUCCAUAUUAUCACCAGCUAUACUUGGACGGCAGGUGGAGGGCGUGUGGCACACGUCAGUGGUGGUGUACGAGCGCGAGUUCUUCUAUGGCGGAGGCGGCGUCACUAGCUGUUCUCCGGGCGGCACGCAGCUGGGGCCCCCGCACCAGGUGGAGCAUCUCGGGACCACCUUCGUGCCCUUCCAGGUCUUCGUAGACUACAUGCAGGGUCUCGCCACCACCACAUACACGCCGGCCGCGUACCGGCUGCUGGAGCACAACUGCAACCACUUCAGUGAGGAGGUGGCGCAAUUCCUGUGCGGCGCGCACGUGCCCAAGCACAUAGUGCAGCAGCCGGACACGCUCCUCACGGCGCCGCAGCGGCACGCGCUGCAGGCGCUGCUCGACAACCUCGUGCCGCACUCCACGCAGGCGGUGUACGCGGAGGGCGUGCGUCACAGUCGACAGGAGAGCCCCGAGUUUCGCAUCCUGAACACGCAGAUCGAGGAGGCCAGGGUGACGUCCCAGCAGCUGCAGGAGCGGCGGAGCACGCUCGCGGACAAGCUCGCGCGCAAGCAGCGCCGCCGCGAGCGGAAGCGGCAGAAGAUGCUGUGCGCCAACGCCCCCGCCGCGGAUAUACAGCUAGACGAGAUGGCGGAAGCAGUGGAAGCCCUGCCGCGUGAGGAGGAGGUGUCCCGCGCGGGCCCCUCCACCGCGUCCGCGGACACGCUGGACCUGGACGAGCCGCGGGCCAAGCCUCGUGACCCACCCAUCGUGUUCAGAGAUAUUGAUGGUGCUCAAGAGUACGAAAAUUUGGCGAAGACUUUAGAAGGAGUCGAGCUGUCCGAGGAGGAGAGGCAGAGCCUGGACGAGCUGCAGCAGUACCUGGUGGCCGGCGAGGGCAGCUGGGUGCUCGGGGACGAGUUCCUAGGCUUCAUCGGUCGGUUGCUGAACGAGCCCAGUAUGAGUGAACAGGUGCGCGUGAGUGCGCUGCGCUGCCUCGCGGCGUGCGCGCUGCGGGAGGACGUGUCGCUGCUGCUGCACCAGGACCGCCGCCACCACGCGCUGCUCUCCUACGCGCACCGCAUCGACACGCGCCCGCUGCCCGAGCAGCAGGCCAUCGCGCUCGUGAUAUGCAAUUUGUUCGAAAACGUGUCGUCGUCGGAGUGGUUAUUGUACAUCAGCGAGUGGGAGGCGAACGGACAGACGCUCUCCAACAUACGUGUCACCACUAAGGUGUGCGUGCACGCGUGCCUGGCGGAGGACGCGCGGCUGCGGGAGACGGGCACCGCGCUCAUGUACAACGUCGCCACCAAGGAGCGGUUGUCGGCGGCGCGCGCGCUGCGGCCGCGGCUGCCGAGUACCGCCAAGUGCAAGGUGUUCGACGAGGUGUGCGUGGAGCUGACGAUGGCGCUGCUGCAGCUGCUGCAGGAGUCGCCCGGGGAGGAGCACGUGUUCCGCGCGUGCAGCGCCCUCGCGCGCCUCGCCGCGCACUCGCACGACGUGCCCGCCCUCGUGGCCAUGGUGGGGCCCGAGCCGUCCCUCUACAGGGGUAUGAGCCCGCGAGUCGACGAGCAGAUAGACCUCAUCAUGAAGCGAGUCAAGUAGCGCCCCGCGAUGACGUCACAUCACACACACACACACACAUACACCCCGUCACUUAAAUGACACACACAAGUCACUUCCGACUAAUGUAAGCUAAUAUACACACGCCUUAAAACUUUUCUUUUAGAUUUUUCCUUGUCACCGCACUAUCACACUGUUAUGUUGAAUGUACAAAUAUAAUUAUAUCUUGAUUUUGAUAAAUCUUUGUAUUUGAUGAAAGUAAAUAAAGAUUAUAUUUCGUUUAGAUUCCACGACUCUUGCACGUUAGUGAAUGUAAACAUAAUAUGUAUUAAAAAUACUCGAGACAAUUAAAUUCGAUAGCUGUAGAUCAUAAUGAGGGUGUGACUGUCCGUCUAUAUCUUCGACGACCUCUACAUUCAAUUAACGAACCGCGAAGAUAAGCUUCCACGACACAAUUAAUAGCAUUGUUUUUGUAUUACUUUUAUUUUUACAUACAGAUAAUUUACUCUAUUUAUAAUUAUGCUAUUUUAUCCAACGUUGACAUUGUAUAAUUAGAAUAAUCUUAAACCUUUCCAGAUGAAAUUUUUGUUCUGAUGAGUAUAAAUAAAUAAUACACUAUUGUAUAGUGGACCUGGGCGGGGCGGGGAGGGGAUAGGGUGGGAGGUGGGGUAUGUAUACUCGUGUACAUAGAGAAUUAGUUAUUAUAAUUUAUUGGUGUAAGUUGUGAGAUUUAGUAUAAGUACCUGAGCUUAGCUAAAGCAUUAGAGCUUGUCCGUACAGUUGUAUAAUAAUAAUGUUAUAUUUAUUUAUGAUAUUUAUGUACUCGUUGAACUGUAUUAUAUUGUUAUGUAUUUUAAAUUAUUACACGGUCAGUUGCUAGCACUAACGCGUAUGGUGACUGUGGUGCAUUUACAUUAUGUUUUAUGUAUUAUUAAAAAGUGGAUGAAUGUUAUUCAAUAAAGUUAUGAC